Mucor velutinosus is the source of this 909-nucleotide messenger RNA. RefSeq lists its product as uncharacterized. The record is from RefSeq and is a predicted model, not a curated record. Bases 1 to 909 code for a protein of 302 amino acids. The transcript has 3 exons. Lineage: Eukaryota; Fungi; Mucoromycota; Mucoromycetes; Mucorales; Mucoraceae.
AUGCAACCUCAAGACCUCUCCAAAGCAUCUCAUUUUACAUCCUCGAUCGAUGUUGACCCCAACUCGAUUGACUUUGGUCUCACUUCCCUCCCACCUGCUUCGCCACUGAUCAAACUGCGUUGUCGACCUUUAUGGUUGAGACGCUGUAUCGUCGAACACUCCAACACCACCAUCAACAACAUCUGCCUCCAAGUCUACCCCCAGCUACUCCCAAUCUCAAGUUACAAACGCAACCAUCUUUUGCUGCCGUCGUUGCAUCCAGUGCAGGUACAAAGCGUAAGAAGAAGCCUGCUGCUUCGUCCUCCUCCAUCUGCCACCAGGCAUCCGCUACUCUUGCUCGUCUUUUUGCUCCCUCAAAGUGAUAUACCAUCUGGUUAUCAAUUUGUGUACUAUGCUACUCCUGUCCGCCGUCGUCUUUCUGAGCUGCGUCGCCUUGUUCAAGGCGUAGGAUUGAAUAACUCUCGUGUGCUGGAUAUUCAAUAUCCUGUACAGAAUGUGAUUUCUUUCCUUGUUCACAACGACUAUGUUCUCACCCUCACCAAAGCCAUGCAUCUACAUGGUCGUGGCUCUUCUCCGUUGAUUGACUUUGAUCCAUGUGAUCCAGUCAAUCUCAAAGAUCCCAAAUUUGCUUCUCUCUCUCGUGAUCUGCGUGUCCAAAAGGCCAUUGAGGUCGAAAACCUUCGCUGCCUUCGUUCGCUGUCUUUUGUCCGUCGCUCUGUCCAAGAAAUGCCUGCUCGUUCCUCCUCCUCUGCUGCUGCUAAACCACCAUCCCGAUCCUCUGAUCAAGAGCGUUUAGCCAAGAAACAACGUUUGAGUUAUCUUGGCUACCUCUUGCAUCAUGAUGCUGAAACUGCCUCUCUCUUGGCUUAUGCUGUCUCCCCCACUCUCUCUGCCUACCAAGGAUCUUGA